UCUUGGACGGAACUGAGACGGCUUGGUUGUACACUGAAAGAAAUUUUGUUUGAAAUAAGCAAAUCGAAGCCUCCAUGGAGGAAAAACGGAGCUCAAGCAGAUCAAAACGCCAGUCUAAGUCUGCCCCAGACGAAGGAUUCUGGGACUGCAGUGUUUGCACGUACAAAAACUCCCCCGAAGCCUAUAAGUGUGAAAUGUGCGAUGUCAGGAAAGGCACUUCUACCAGGAAGCCAAGGCUCAACUCUCAGCUGGUAGCACAACAAGUGGCUCAACAGUUUGCUCCUCCAGCACCACCAAAGAAAGAAAAGUCUCAUAAUCCUGCUAAAAAGGAGAAACUUGGGUCCCAUUCUAAAGAUGGCAACAGACCUCCAAGGUUAAGGAACAUCGAUCGAAGUAGUGCCCAGCACAUCCCAGUGACUGUGAACAAUGUGACAGUCAUCAUCACAGACUACCAGCCAAAAAUGAACGGACAUAUUUCUUCCUCUGAAAAUACUAAUCAUAGCUCAGAUGCGAGCAGUGACACAAACUCCUCUAGCACAAGUCAUGAUGCCAAUGAUGAAGACUCACCAACUGAAAAUGGCAACAACUGAUCUCAUUGGCUAUUGUUGGAAUGGAUCAGUGAUUUGAUUGGCUCAUGGCAGCUGAAGAUCGGUUCCUUUGGCUAAUGUUGAUGUCCUGUGCUUUGUUUGAGAUCUUUAUUACUUGAUUGAUAUGGAAAAUGGAAGUGUUAGAACAUUUAUUUGUCUGAAAGAGUUGACCAGUGAGUGCUUGUACAUGAUGUUGAAAACAUAAUUGCAGUAAGAUAAUUGGCUGAAAAUAUUGACCAAUGAGUGCUUGCAGAUGGUUUGAACACAGAAUUGCAGUAAGAUCAUUGGCUGAAAGAAUUGACCAAUGAGUGCUUGCAGAUGGUUUUGAACACAGAAUUGCAGUAACAUCAUUGGCUGAAAGAAUUGACCAAUGAGUGCUUACAGAUGGUUUUGAAAACAGAAAGGAGAAGAAUGAAAGUACGGGAGUGUCUGAUUGAAGGAUUGAAUAAUAAAUAGAUGUUUAUAUAGAUAAUAGGAAGUAUAUGGAACAUCAUUAGCGGAAACAGCUGGUCACCGAGUGAUGAGAAUUGGGAUUGUGUUGAGCACUUCAGCACUACUGGUCAUAUCUGUUGAACCACAACUGUUUGGGAACAUCAUUUGUAGAAGAGGUUGACAAUGCUUCCAUUUCUUUGACAAUGUGAAUGAGGUCACUGACAAUAUUUUCCAAUAUUUUAAUUGUCAGUGUUAGCAUUGCACAACCUGAGUGCCAUCUUCAAACUUGUGGGCUGUGAAGCCCCGGGAAGUCUUCCCAGUUUUCACUGGAACAUGAAGUAAAUGUGUUGUAAUUUCAUUGGACAACAAUGAGGCCAUGUGACCAGUCAGGGAACAGAUUCAUUGGAUGAUCAAACAGGCAGCAGGAAUUUGCUGAAAUUGGAUUCACAUGAAUUUAUCAAAACUUUAGUAGGCCUGGAGCCUUCAAGACUGCGCUGUUGUUGUUUUACAAAGAACUGAGAUUUAUAGGCAGGUUCCAAUGCUGCUUGUGAAAAUAUUCAUCUGAUCAUCUCUGCUUCAAACUCAAUAAUAUCAUCAAUACAUACAUCUUGUGAAAGACGCCUUUGAUCUGAAAGACAGCCAGGUUGUUGGAUACAUAGUCAUGUUCUCUUUGUCUCAUUUGCCUCUUCAAGAUUCACCAUCAGGAUCACUUGGCAGUUACCUCUCAGAAAUCUCACCAUCUUUUCACAAAUAUAGUGUGAUUAUCCCAUAACCUGUCCAUGACAUCACCUGUAUAUCAGUAUCAUCUAUAAUAAACUCUUGAAAAGCCAUGUUCUCCAGAACAAUGAGGCCAUUGUAUGGUAGGGAUAAAAAUUUGAUGUUUACUGGAAACAGGUUGAGUUUCAUGUGUCAUUUUCAGCGCUUUUAUGAUAUUUUUUAAAUUGGUAAUGCUGAAGUCUCACUGUAAUGUGUAAAUCGGAAAAUACAUUUGUACAUGCUGUUUCACAGAUUCUUAAAGACACGAAAAUAUGCUUUUAGAAUGUGACAAGAGCAAGUAGUUUUUGACAUGAUUUUGUAAGUUCUUAUGAAGUUUCCUUGUGGAACUUGAUUAUUGUGCAUUUUGAUAGCCCAAAAAUAAUGGCAGACAAAAAUAUAUGUGGUUGUAGCAACCAUCCUCAACAAUGUAGGGCAUCUUUGUCGAAUAAUUUAAAAUCAUCUCGGGACUUCUAUGUGAAGAAAAUGCAUUUGUUACAGGUUGAUGGAAAGGUGAAGGUUCAGGCCAAACGAAAGGAUAUCUUUUAUGCGCCUGAAAUAGAAAUUGUAAUGUCUUUCAACAAGCUGUCUUGAGGAAUCCAAACUUAUGUAGCAUAAGGUCGGUUUUUGAUGUCUUAUAUUGACAUGUUGCUGCGUUAUUGCAGUGUAUUGGCUGCAGUUUGGAUCAAUAUUUCCUAUAUCAUACCAGGAGUAAGGAUUGUACUCGAAGCUGUUCCAUUCACCCCAAGAAAUGUGUUUCUCACAAUUGUCACAUCAUCAAAUGCAUCAUGGGAAAUAUGAGAGUAAAUGUUUCCAAAUUGUCUUUCAAGACGAGAGCCCCUUCAUAUUACAAUCGUGCAAUUUUUAUCCAUUUGUACUUGUAGAUGUGUAAAGUUUUAGAUGGAGUAUAUCUGGUACUGCAGAAUUACUCUCUCAGCUUCAAUGGGAGUUUAAUUAUUAGCUGUUUGUACAUAGAUCAAAUACAGGCGGGGAAAUUAUUUAGAUUAUCACCCUUCUUUCCUGAAAAAAAUAUUUGCAAUUCAUUUUUAUGUCGUCAAAAAAUAGACUUGACAAUUGUCAUUUUGGCGCAGAAGAGUAAGUUCAAAAUUUAAAAAUGGCAAAUGAAUUGAAUGUGGAACAGGAUGGUAAUCUAUGAAUAAUUUUGACUGGUCUUGUGAAGAUGCUAUUAACAUUGAUGGUCAAGAUUAGCAUAUUGCCAUGUUGGUCAGCUGCUGAAGAACUGAUCAGUUUCAGCAAAUCUUGUAUAUCAGAUUGAUUGUGUAUGUGUGCCUCGUGUUACUCUGCAGGUCUGAUGCUUGGUGUCUACAGUACAUGGACGUGUGCCAUCGUCUUGUCAGUGUGGCAUUCCAGUCACUCGCUUCAGACACAACAAAAACAGAUGCUCAUUAAAAAAUGCAUUUCAAUAGGUGAUAUCAAAUACCCUAUUUCCACAACUAGGUGAUAUCAAUUGCCUUAUACCGACUAGGUAAUAUCAAUGACCGUAUUUCUUCAACAAGGUUAUAUCAACAAUCUUAUUUCCACUAAGUUAUAUCAAGAACCAUAUCUCUAUUGUAGGGGAUAUCAAGAAUUCUAUUCCUACAGCUGGAUGAUAUCAUCUACCCUAUUUCUAAUAUAGGAGAUACUAAAACUGUAUGGCUACAACUAGGUGAUAUCAAGUACCAUACUGCUACAACUAGGUGAUAUCAAGUACCAUAUUGCUACAGCUAGGUGAUAUCAAGUACCAUAUUGCUACAGCUAGGUGAUAUCAAGUACCAUAUUGCUACAGCUAGGUGAUAUCAAGUACCAUAUUGCAACAACUAGGUGAUAUCAAGUACCAUAUUGCUACAUCUAGGUGAUAUCAAGUACCAUAUUGCUACAUCUAGGUGAUAUCAAGCACUAGAUUUCUUCAACUUGGUGAUAUCACAAACCAUGUUUCUAUUACAAGAAAGUAUCAGCUAGCAUACUUCUACAAAGAGAUGAUAUCAACUUAAGAAGUGUUUCUAAUAUUGCAGUACUGCUUGAAAUUAAAAUAAGCCUCAAAAUGAAAAUAUAGCUUUGUAUAAACAGACAAAUACAUUGUCAAUAUUGUCGUCAGCAAAGAGCUGGUCUGUUGACUUGAUGGCUGCAAAUAUUACUAUAAACUUUACAUAACUAAUGUGUUAGGAAUUGACAAAUUUGGUUUGGGUUUAUUUGACCGUGUAUGGCUGACAGAUUUACAUGGCCAGGGUAAUUUAUACAGCACAAGACAAGUUUAGGGAUCAAGAAUUCUUUCGAUGUUUUCACUUAAAAAUAAAUAUCAUCC
Haliotis rubra (blacklip abalone) is the source of this 4074-nucleotide messenger RNA. Its product is annotated as YY1-associated factor 2-like. The transcript has 5 exons. Lineage: Eukaryota; Metazoa; Mollusca; Gastropoda; Lepetellida; Haliotidae. Gene Ontology annotation, cellular component: nucleus. Gene Ontology annotation, molecular function: DNA binding; transcription coregulator activity. Gene Ontology annotation, biological process: positive regulation of DNA-templated transcription. The coding region runs from base 75 to 590 and encodes 171 amino acids. The record is from RefSeq and is a predicted model, not a curated record.